AAAAACAAAAAGUGCACAAUUAAAAAAGUGAACAUUUGGGUACCCUGAAGAUUGGUGUCGGUUCGAAGAAAUUUCGAUGGCGGCUCGGCAAAUUCAAAGGCGAAUUCUGAGUCUUCUCUGUACUAAGAAGCUUCAAGGAUUACCAUGGAGUUCUGUUUCUCCUGCAAGGUCAUCUUUUGGCACGAACGGAAUAUGUUCAAGACGGUCUUUUCAAACAGUUGCAGAAAUCACCAAGCAGGCUGUUGAAGUAGGGGAAAGUAUUAAAAAUCGCAAUCCAGAUGCUAAUACCGAUUCUGCUGCUGCAGUUGUCUCUAGUAUCAAGAAAGAAACCACAUACAAGUACACUUUGCAAUCUAAUCUAAAAAUCUCCCCAAGACAUGAUCUGAUGAUGAUCUUCACUUGCACAGUAUGUGAAACCAGAACCAUGAAAACAGUUUGUCGUGAGUCAUACGAGAAAGGUGUAGUGGUGGCUAAAUGUGAUGGCUGUAAAAACAUACACCUUAUUGCUGAUCGUCUCGGGUGGUUUGGUGAGCCUGGUAGCGUGGAAGACUUCCUGGCUGCUCGCGGAGAGGAAGUGAAAAAGGGUUGUGUUGAUACUUUAGGUUUUACACUCGAAGAUCUGGCAGGAAAGAAAACACUGGAAACUAUUAGGGGAGAAGUAGAAUCCAAAUCUGGAGAUUGAAAUUAAACAAGUUGAUUUUGUAAUGAACAACAUUGAAUAUGCUAGUCUAUAUGUGUUGUUUCUGCCAGAGCGAUGUUGCUUUGGCAAUUCUAUAAAUACUUAUUUAAGAGACUUAUUUAUGAAAACUCAAUAAGCCUCAA
This is a messenger RNA of Solanum dulcamara, 822 nucleotides long. RefSeq lists its product as uncharacterized. The record is from RefSeq and is a predicted model, not a curated record. Gene Ontology annotation, molecular function: zinc ion binding; protein-folding chaperone binding. Gene Ontology annotation, biological process: protein folding; protein import into mitochondrial matrix; protein stabilization. Gene Ontology annotation, cellular component: mitochondrion. The transcript has 2 exons. Bases 77 to 682 code for a protein of 201 amino acids. Lineage: Eukaryota; Viridiplantae; Streptophyta; Magnoliopsida; Solanales; Solanaceae.